CCCUUUUUUUCCGUCCGUGCUCCGCUACUUCCGGUUAGUAGCCUGCUGCCGGCUGUUCCGCCCCUUUGGCGGAGUGAAUCCUGGCUGUUCCUCGCAAUGGUGCGGUUCUUACAUAUCCAGAACCGGCAACGAGCCCCGCUAACUAUUUGCGGGGAUUGUCCUGCCGUGCAGGCAGAAGCAUCUCCGUAUUCCCUAGUUGACAUCUGCUUGAAUGCCUUGGUUGUUGAUUUAGAAAAAUUUUGUAUAGAAAGACCAGAUGGGUCAUUGUGCUUGAAAGAAUCUGAAAGGCUUCCUCAAGAAGUGGCUGAUCGAUUGCUGCAAACGAUGGCAUAUCGAGAACUGUUGAAUGAUGGCACAGUGGGCAUUUUCCGAGGCAACCAAAUGCGUUUGAAGCAAGCUUGUAUCCGCAAAGCAAAAAUCUCAGCUCAGUCCUUCCAGAAAGCCUUCUGCCAUCAUAAACUGGUAGAACUUGAUGCUGCAGGAAUGAAUGAUACUGUUACGGUUGCAGACGUUGUGAGUGGUCUGGGUAGCAGUGCAUGGAUCCAGAACAAUCUUCAGUGCCUUGUCUUGGACUCGUUAACUCUUUCCCCUACAAAUCCCUAUGAACGGUGCUUUAGUCAGCUGUCUGGUCUUCGCUCUUUGAGCAUUACCAAUGUGCUCUUUCGUGAUGAAGAUUUAGCAGAGGUUGCAACCCUGCCAAGAUUAGAAAGCUUGGAUAUUUCCAAUACUUCUGUCACAAACAUAACUGCACUCCUGGCCUGCAAGAAUCGACUUAAGUCUCUAACUAUGCAUAGUUUGAAAUGUUUGAAAAUGCCUACAUCAAAGUUCUUAGACGUCAUAAGAGGACUAAAAUAUCUGAUUCAUCUUGACAUCUCAGAUGAGCAGCAUUCUACAUCGGAUAUUGCCUUUCGCUUGCUAGGGCAGAAAGACCUUCUGCCCAAUCUUGUGUCUCUGGACAUUUCUGGAAGCAAAUACAUUACUGAUGAAGCUGUCGAAGCAUUUGUCAGACAGCGGCCAACAAUGCGGUUUGUGGGUUUGCUCGGGACUGAAGCUGGAUAUACAGAGUUCCUUUCAGGAGAAGGAACCUUGAAGGUAUCAGGAGGAGAAAAUGAAAUGCAGAUUUUGGAAGCUUUAAAACGCUACAGUGAAAGGCCACGCUUUGUGAAAGAAGCCUUUUUUCAUCUUUUUACUCAAACAUGUUUUAUGAGAAUUACAAAACCUGAAAUUCUAAAGCUUGUGAUUAUUGGAAUGAGGAAUCACCCUUUGGACUUGGCAGUACAGUUAACUGCCAGUGCCUGUGCCCUUAACUUAACAAGGCAAGGCUUAGCAGCCGGCAUGCCUGUUCGUCUGCUCUCCAGUGUCAUCCAGCUGCUCCUCAAAGCCAUGGAAACCUUUCCUGAACAACAACAGCUCCAGAAGAACUGUCUUCUUUCGCUAUCUAGCGUCAGGAUUCUACAAGAUGUUCCAUUUAACAGGUUUGCAGCUGCCAAAUUUGUUGUCCAGUGGCUUUGUAACCAGGAAAAUCAGCAUAUACAAAGAAUUGCAGUUAAUAUCAUCUCUAUCCUAGCACUUAAGCUUUCAGAUGAGCAAGCAGCACAACUUACUGCCGAGUUCUACAUAGUUGUUGGGAAACUUCUUGAAAUAGUUGAACAGAAAAUAAAUCAGAAUGAAUUAGAUACAACUUUCCAUUUUACACUGAGUGCACUUUGGAAUCUCACAGAUGAAGCUCCAACUACAUGUGGGCACUUCAUUGAUAACAAAGGGUUGGAACUUUUCAUGAGAGUUUUAGAGACUUUUUCAUCUGAUUCUUCCAUACAACAUAAAGUUCUUGGCCUUCUGAAUAAUGUAGCAGAAGUGAGAGAGCUGCAACCCAAGUUAAUGCAGAAGGACUUCCUAGAUCGUGUCAGUGAAUUGCUGAGCAGCACUGAAAUGGAAGUCAGCUACUUCUCAGCUGGGAUUAUUUCAAAUUUGCUAUCUAGAGGUGAACAAUCUUGGGCAUUGAGUCAAGCACAGAGAAGAUCCCUUAUUGAAAAACUGCAUGCAACUCUUUUGAAGUGGCCAACACCAGAAUGCAAGAUGGUAGCCCUGCCAGCAUAUAGAUCCCUCAGGCCUUUCUACCCAUUACUUGACUGCUUUGUGUUACCUGGAGUACAGAUCUGGGCAGCAUGGGCUAUCCUGCAUAUCUGUUGCAAAACCCCUGCCAGGUACUGUGCCAUGUUGAUAGAAGAGAAUGGGCUGCAGAAUUUAUAUAAUAUUAAAGAAAAUGACGAGAGCGAUCCAGAUGUCCAGUAUCUAACAACUGAGAUACUUACUUAUGUGGACACUCACAUGAAAUAUUACGGGAAGCCUAAACAACUAAAGGAGAUACAAACCAAGUCAAAUGGAUAACUGAGGCCUCAGCUGUAUCUUCCAUCUUGUAACUUUCACAAGCUGUGCUAGAGAUUUUUAUUCUUUCACAGGUGUUUCUGAUCAAGAUGGCCCUUCCUGUAAGAUUUGAAGAUACUUGUAUGGUAUGCAAAUCUGGAAGUCUUCUACAAGUAGCUUUAAUUUGUAACUUCCCUUCUGACAAGGAAAUGGGGCACCAUCCCUAGAGAAAACUGCUUAGUAGCUUACCAUACAGGACUUGAACAGAGUCUGAUGCUUGCAAGCCAGCAAUUUUAUAUAGCAGUGGUCAAGGACACUAUAAAAGGAUGCUUUCAAGCUACUUGUUCUCCUGCCACUAAUCUCUCAUAUUGUCAGUUCAGGAACUGUUCCAUUGUUAUUCAUGCCUUAUCAACAGUAGACUCAGUAUUGCUUGUGAUAGGUGAGAUGAAAAUAGGAUUGAUUUAGCCGUAGAGGUUCAAGGAGAAACUCUUUAAAAAAAUCCUAAGUGGUGGCACAGAGGUGUUUUGAAAAUCCUGAGCAAAGGAACACUAGCUUGUUCCAACUAAAAUGUUGGAUUCGUCUAACAAUAGGUCAUUGAGCCAGCCACAAGCUUUCAUAAGGGGCUUAUACACAUUUUUUAAGUGGGGGCUAUGUGCAUAUUCUAGAGGGGAGAUUCUGGGUUUGUACAAUACAUUGCCACAGCCCAACAUAAAA
Rhineura floridana is the source of this 3078-nucleotide messenger RNA. Its product is annotated as protein zyg-11 homolog B-like. The record is from RefSeq and is a predicted model, not a curated record. The transcript is spliced from 14 exons. Lineage: Eukaryota; Metazoa; Chordata; Lepidosauria; Squamata; Rhineuridae. Gene Ontology annotation, cellular component: Cul2-RING ubiquitin ligase complex. The coding region runs from base 97 to 2388 and encodes 763 amino acids.